AUGGCACCACCUCCACCACCACCAAGGAUUAUAGAUGAUAGUGAAAAUGAAGAUGCCGAUGCUGAUGCUGAUGAUUUUGAAGUAGAAUCUUCAGUACCACCAACAACUGAACAUGAAGAUAAUAUAGAUGAAGAAGAAGAAGAAGAGGAGGAGGAGGACGAUUUUGAUGCAGAAGAGGAAGAAGAUUUGGAAGAAGAUAAUUAUAAAUUGAAAGCUAGUGAAGAAGAAGAAGACGAAGAUACAGAAUCUCCACAACCAGUAUCGAAACCAAUAAAAAAAUCAAUAAAAAUCACGAUCAAACCACCUAAAAAACCAAACAAUUACUCAACUUCUAGUGGUAGUUCAAAAACCACUAACGUCUCUCCUGAUCAAUCAACACAAAGAGUAACGAGAAAAAGACAAGUUAGUUAUUAUCAAGAUGAAGAAGAUGAAUUUGACGAAGAAGAAGAAGAAGAAGAAGAAGAUGAUGAUGAUGAUGAAGAAGAUGAAGAAGGAUUUGAUCAAGAAGUGAAAGUGAUUAAAUCCAAUAAAUUGAAAAGAUUGAAAAAACCAUCCAAUGACAAAAGAACUUCUGAUCGUAGACAAACAUCAUCUACAUCAAGAACUCGUAAAGAUCAAAGACAAACAUUAGAUCCAGAAUUACUUUUAACUGAUGAAGAAGAUGAAUAUGAUCCUUCUACAUAUAAUGAUUUAUCAAAAAUGACAGAACGACAAAGAGCUAGAUAUGAUGGUGUUGGUGUUGGUGGUGAUGACAAAAAUAAUAAUAAUAAAAAAAAAACUGAACAAUUUAUUGAAUUAGAUGAUAGUGGUAAAAAGGCAAAAUCAAAACUUGAUCAUGAUCAACAACAACAAGAAGAAGAAACUGAAGAAGAAAUAGCUUUAAGAAGAGCUGAAAAUGCUCGAAAAAGACAAGAUUAUAAAAAAAAAGUAUUAGAAGAAGAAAAACGGGAUACCUUAAAUAAAUUAUUGAAACGAAGAGCAACUAAAUCACGAGAAAUUAUUAAUGAAGAAGAUAAUAAAGAUGGAUCUGAUAUGGGAAAUAAUGUUCUUUAUAAAAAAAAAAGACCAAUGUUGGAACAUCCAGCAUUCAUAAGAUAUGUUAAUAAUACAACUUCAUUAAAUGGGAAUUCAGUAUUAUCUUAUAAUUGA
This is a messenger RNA of Candida albicans SC5314, 1149 nucleotides long. RefSeq lists its product as uncharacterized. The record is from RefSeq and is a predicted model, not a curated record. The transcript has a single exon. Gene Ontology annotation, biological process: chromatin remodeling. Gene Ontology annotation, cellular component: Ino80 complex. Lineage: Eukaryota; Fungi; Ascomycota; Pichiomycetes; Serinales; Debaryomycetaceae. The coding region runs from base 1 to 1149 and encodes 382 amino acids.